Messenger RNA from Debaryomyces tyrocola, 765 nucleotides. The record is from the annotation of a GenBank genome assembly. NCBI's taxonomy places the organism in Eukaryota, Fungi, Ascomycota, Pichiomycetes, Serinales, Debaryomycetaceae.
AUGAGUGGAGAUAAAGCAAUGAAGGAGGAAGAUGAUUUCCAGAGAAGACCUAAUCCAAAGGGUUGGACUCCACCAAAAGCACCUUAUAAUCCAUAUGAUCCAACAGAUUUAAGACCACCAGAAGGGUAUCCAUCAGAAUUUAAAAUACCCGGUAAUCAGCCAUCAGGGUUUUCUUCUAUACCCAAUAAUCCUACACAAUACAAGAAAGUGAAUGAGACGAUGAAAAGAUUGAAUUACACCCCAAGACCGCCUUCUGAAGUGUAUCCAGGCCAGUAUAAGGUUUUACGUAGAAUCGACACCAACCAGAGAUUAAAUACGGGAUCUCGGUGGUUUGGAUCGUUUCUUGCUGCAAGCGUGGUGGUCUAUUGUGCAUUUUUCCAUCGUUGGAACGACGGGAGGGAGAAUGUUAUGUCAGACUUUUAUCGUGCUAGAUUGAGUCUCAAGGAAAUGUUGAUUGGCCUCAGUGAUCAGGAACACGAUGAUUUGCAUUAUCCAAAGGGUGCCAAUAUAGUAGUUAAGAAUGUUAAGGAUUCCGAUUACAUUCCAGAAAACCUAAGAAAAACCGUUGAAGGUGAAUAUGCCUUGAACAGACCAUCUGAAAGACACGUCUUAGAAGCACAAAGAAUUCAGCAGCAACAAGAAGAGCAAUUGUUAAGAGAAAUGGACGAACACAAGAAAUUUGCAAUGUCUUUUAUGACUGACGAGUCGACGUCUGGUGAAGAAGAAAAUCCUGAGAAGAGAAAGAAAUGGUUUGGAAUUUUUUAA